AUGGCAAUCAACGAAAGCAUCAUCGCAAUAUCAUGUGACAUUUUCAUGAAUAUCAUGAAUAGUAAGCCAGUCAAUAUAUUCAAGUCAAAUCAAUAUUAUUGUAACAAUGGUAGUUCAAUCGGUGGUCGAUGUAUAUGUAUAAGAGGCUAUAGUGGUACUUAUUGCAAUCGUGUCAUGCACUGCAAGUUUAAUAAAUUUCAAUCGAAUGGAAGUUGCGUCGAUUGUUCGGAUGGUUGGAAAGGUAUUAAUUGUGAUCAAAUUCAGUGCAUUCAUGGUGUAUCGGAUGCAAGUGGACAAAAUUGUAUAUGUGAGAUGCCAUAUAGCGGACAAUUCUGCAAAUCCUUAGAGACAUCCGAUGUUUACUUUUAUUACAAUCAAAAGGUUUAUCAAUUUGGACCAAUUGGCGCUUUAUCAAUAUUACCGCUUCUGGUGAUUUUGUUUGGAUGUGAACGAACAGCUCAAUCACGAAGAAUUAAACGUAUCGAAAAGCAUCUUUACGAGCAGAACAUAAUAGUUAAUCGCCAUAAGAUAUCGACAUUUCUCACCAGAAAGACAAAAAUGACCAGUAAUUAA
Messenger RNA from Brugia pahangi, 573 nucleotides. NCBI's taxonomy places the organism in Eukaryota, Metazoa, Nematoda, Chromadorea, Rhabditida, Onchocercidae. The record is from the annotation of a GenBank genome assembly.